Lottia gigantea (owl limpet) is the source of this 1152-nucleotide messenger RNA. RefSeq lists its product as hypothetical. The transcript has a single exon. Lineage: Eukaryota; Metazoa; Mollusca; Gastropoda; Lottiidae. The coding region runs from base 1 to 1152 and encodes 383 amino acids. The record is from RefSeq and is a predicted model, not a curated record.
AUGGAUAAAGAACAUAAUUUGCCAUCUACAUCUAAAGGUCAAGGUAAAUCGAAGGAAAGUAAAUCGAAGGAAAUACCUAUGACGACAGCAGAAGAUAGGUUAACCGACAUUCUUAAAAAGAAAUUGGUGGAUAGAGGUUUGGUUGGACAUCCGGAACGUUUAGCGAGUAUGUUUCCUGAUUCGGCGGCUUCUAAGGAAUCAUCAGAUAGCCCAUCGGAAACUACCACUGUAAAGGAAACUGCAACUGUGCCAGACAAGUCAGUAUUUUCAGUGAAUGCUACUGCACUGUUUAAACCACAGGAUAACACUAGUACUAGCCAAUCUAUAGGUAGUGCUUCUAUUUCUAUGUCUCUUUCACGUCAUGUAUCUGAGAAGCUUAAGCAAGACAUAUGGAUAAAUAAGUAUGUUGAUUUAAGUGCUUUGCUUCCAGGUGCAGUGCCAACUCAACUUUCAUUGAAUAUUUCUGAGGCAGACACUGAUCCAGUGCUAAAAUUAACAUCUACAUCAAAGCCUCGAGUUUUGAAUUUGGAAUUAUGGCAACAAGCUUUCGCUAUCUUUAUGGAUAUUGUGUUACAAAAAAGUCCUCAGUUGGCAUCUAGUUUGUUGGUAUAUAAUAAUCUCAUCUCUGAGUUGGCACGGUUGUAUGGAGCCAAAGCAUUUGCAUACUAUGAUUCGCAAUUCCGCCUGUCUCGUCAGACAUCAAACUACCCAUGGGACCAAAUUCACCCUGAGUUUCGGCUGAGGGCUACUACUCUGUAUGGAUCACAUAUCCAAAAAACUCCAUCCAUUAAUCGCAAUAAAGGCAAUGGCAACCAAGUUGCCAAUGUUUGUUGGGGGUUUAAUACUCGGUUGGGUUGUAAAAGGCAACUUUGUCGUUUUGCACAUACCUGUAGUAAAUGUGGUUACAAACAUCCGGUUUAUAGAUGCUAUGCUAAGGUUAGGAAAGUUGAUACUGAAUCGUUGAGUCAGGACACAGGUGUGCAGAGUCUAAAUCCCUCAGCAUCCAUCUUUCCAGUGCCUUACUCUCCUGAUACGACAGUGCCUGCGUCUAAUGCAUCUAGUAGUCAACCGACACAGCAGGCUUCUCGUUAUUCAUUUCGUAAAACAGGUUCUGCCACCACUAAGAGUGCCAACACCCCUGUAUCCAAAUAG